ACUGUUAAUGAGUGUUUGAUCUGAAUAGAGAAACUCUAGUCCACGGGGAGGCUUCAACUGGUGGAACCCUGAAUGAACUUCCCAGAAAAAACCCGUGAGGAACCUUUCUGGAGAACAUUUUCCAAAAUGGGUUCAUUGGAACCUUUUCUUGAUGGGGAAUCCUCUGAGCGGAACCAGGGAGAGCGGAAGUGGCGCAAGUAUAGGUUGUAACACACACACACACACACACACACGGGUUAUUUGGUGCGCGCGCGUUCGUCUCCUGCAGCAACAAUGUGAAACUCCCUCCGCUCGCGCUGCGCCGUAACCCGAGCCGCGGAAAAAAAAACGGGGAGGAAACAGGCUCGCGCCGCGUACGGUUACCGAAUAACAGGCCCCUCCCCCUUUCUCUCUCUCUCUCUCUCUCUCUCUCUCUCUUUCACUCCCUCUAUCCCUCUCUCAGAGCUCGGAGACGCGGCACGCAGCAGCAGAAGAUGGCUGAGCGCACCGGGCAGCGCGAGCCCCGCGCGGCGGCAGCGUCCUUCUCCCCGUCCCGGUCCCUGGGGCGAACCUGAACCCCGUCCUCCUGUUUCUCUUCCUCCAAACACAAACCCAAAGGUUCCCGGUGUCUGUACCGUCGCUCCGUGCGUCCGCGAGCCCACGUUAUUUAUCCUGAUAUACACACGCGCGCGCAGACACGCACACACGCACGGGGGAAUUUUUUCCUGGUUUUGUUUUCUUUAAUCGCAGCAUGGCGGAAACGGAGAAGGAGGGCAGCAAAGCUCCGGAGAGCAAGAGGAGCCGGAAACCCGCGCACCCCGUCAAGCGCGAGAUCAACGCAGACAUGAAGAGUUUUGCGGAGAACACGAUGAACGAGCUGCUCGGUUGGUACGGGUACGACAAAGUGGAGCUGCGAGACUCAGACGAUAUCGAAAUCCGCAACUAUCCAGAUGGAGAAAUUCGCCAGCACAUCUCCGUCCUGAAAGAGAACUCAUUGCCAAAAGCGGUGAUGCCCGAGGGCGGCUCUUCUCCUCCUCAUGCCAACAGUUCCUCUUCAACUCCUACAUCACGCAAUGGCGUUGCCACGGAGACGCCUGCUAACCCUGCCUCCUCCUCCACUUCCUCGACAACAGUUGCCAAGGAGCAAGGGGGCAUGCCAAUCAUAGUUCCUUUGAUUCCACCCCCACUCAUAAAACCACCAGCAGAGGAGGACAUGUGUAACGUUCAGAUUGUGUGUGCGUGGUGUCAGAAGGUCGGCUUGAAGCGUUACUCCCUCAGCAUGGGCUCUGAACUCAAGAGCUUCUGCAGCGAGAAAUGUUUUGCCGCCUGCCGACGCGCCUACUUCAAACGCAACAAGGCCAGAGAGGAGGAGGCCUCCACGCAGCACAGCAAAGACACGCCCAGACUUGUCCUCAAGACACACAGCGAUGCGCUUUCAGGGGUCAGAGGUGAAGGAGACGCGGGAGACGAGUUGAGAUGUAAACCAGAGGCGCUAAUGUCCGAGGUGUGUGACUGGUGCAAGCACAUCCGCCACACUAAAGAGUAUCUGGAUUUUGGCUCGGGUGAGAGGCGACUCCAGUUCUGCAGCGCUAAGUGUCUCAACCAGUACAAGAUGGACAUCUUUUAUAAAGAAACCCAGGCGGCUCUGCCUGGUGGACUGUGUAACCCUGUUUAUCCGGCCGGAGACGGAAAAACGGAAGCAAAUGCCGGGGUCCAGCUUCUGACUCCUGAAUCUUGGAAUGCACCUUUGGCUGAACUAAGGCCCCGCAAGGCACCAUCACCAGGGGCAACAAUAUCCGGGGCUGGACACUCUGGAUCAGCGUCUGCAUCACCCUCUGAUAACAGCGCCGCAGGUUCAGCGUCUUCAUCAUCCUCAUCUUCGGUGAAAAUCCCCACGCCAAGGCCACAUGAGAGUCCAACAUUACCCCCACCACCACCACACUUGCCACCACCCUCUGCUCCUGGAAUUCACCCUCCAAUGGGUGUGGUGCCUAAUGGAACUCCUCCAAUGGUGAUGACACCACGUGGCCCAAUGCCUCUACCCCUGUUUAUGGAGCACCAGAUGAUGCAGCAAAUACGCCCUCCCUUCCUACGCCCUCCUGGCCCCAACAGCCCCCUUCCAAAUCCCAUGAUUCCCGGAAUCGGGCCACCUCCUCCACCUCGGACCUUGGGUCCUCCAUCUAGUCCCAUGCACCGACCCCUACUUUCACCCCAUGUCCACCCCUCUUCCACGCCAACCUUGCCUGGUAACCCUCCCGGAAUAAUGCCCCCUCAUCCAGGUACCCACAUUCCUGGACUUCCCUUCCCUCCAGUUAACAUCAUGCCACCUGGGCACAUACCAAUACCACCUAUGAUGAACUUUGGCAUGCCAUCACUGGCGCCGUUAGUACCCCCUCCGAUGCUCUUAGUGCCGUAUCCCGUAAUUGUGCCAUUACCAGUCCCCAUUCCCAUCCCUGUUCCUAUCCCGAUCGGUCCAAAGGCAUCAGGCAAUCGCCCCGGGAACGAUGGGACACUUCCAGAAGUUUCUGGUGAGCACAGUGACUCACAGGACUCAUCCUUCUCAUCCAGAGGAGAAAGUGGAGCUCAUAAGCAAAAUUCCUCCAGCUCGGAUGUGCUUUCUCCAGGCAUUUCCAGCCAGGUGGAACAGCACAGUAUGAGCUUGAUUAAAACAGAAAGCACUGGAAGUUCCAGUUUGUCACAUCCAGGAUCUCCUACAGAAGCAACAGCAAAUGGAAUAAUUGACUUGACGACAAGCCGGCGCUCGCGGCAGCAGCUAGUGAUCCAGAGAGCCGCACCAUGCGUGCAGGUAAAGCCCGAGCCUGAAUCAACCACACCCACUGCACAUAGCAUGUCAAGAGUGGGUGAAUGUGAAACAAAUGAGAGAGAUUCUUGCAGCACAAGACCAUUAGAGGACACACAAAAAGACAGAGACACAGAAGCUAAAAGCCCACUGAGCAACAUCACUCUGCCUUGUGCUGACCCUUCAUUCUGCAGUGCUACGCCUCUGCUAUCUCAACCAAUCACAUGCAGCCUUUCAACCCCCCUGGUCAGCAUCGCCGUGACAAAAACAGAGCCAGGUACUGGUACACCUUGUAAUGUGAUUGUCAAUGGCAGUUGCAAUAUGCAGCUCCUAGAACCCGCAGUCCGGACGCCCCCUCCAGAACAGCGCCUUGCUGUGGAAAUGAACCGAAGGACAGCCACAAUCUGUGAUGAGCCAGUUGAGGGAGAGGACCUGAAGGAAAACAGCUGCUCAGCCAUUGAGAGAACCUUAUCCGAGCAGGCUGUCGCACCUGGGCGUGCUGGAGAGGAGAAGUCCCAAGAGGCAGAGGAUGCUGCAUCUGGAGCAGAUCAUGCAUACGCCUUGCCCCUCAUGCCUAAACCGGGCUGCGUCAUUCAGCCUGUGCCAAAACCAGCAGAUAAGACGGCAGCCAUAUUGCCGUGCGGCUUGGAAGCUCCAUUAUCGGUGGCUGGGGCUGCAGACAUGGAGCCGCCAUUGAAAAGGAGGUGCUUGCGCAUCCGCAACCAGAACAAGUGAAGAGAGAAAAAGCUUGCAGACACUCACCAAAGUGACAAGAGCGCAGCACUGCAGCAGAUCCCACCAGUCCACCAAUCAACAUGUCAACACCUGCCUCUGCUCCGCCAGAACCUUUUCUACAGGCUCGAUCAUGUCUUAGUUAAAUAAAUAACUGCACUUCCCACCUAUAUGAUCUCAUAACAGACUGAUCCCAAGGAUUCCUUUGAAGGACAAAUUUUCAAUUGUCCUUUCAAUUUCCGGUUUAUCAUGGUCCUUCAUUUCUCAUCACUGUUUGGUCAUAUUCUAUCUACACAGACGUGUCUCCCUCUACAGGACUGGCGCGGCGAUGCAGUGCUAAGGAUCGUAAUGUACAUAAAGAAUCGUGACAGGGCCAAAACAUGGGUGAUUAAGCCAAAACAGCAAUUCUGAAAGGUCCAGUGGACUGCCAAUGAAACAUGCAAAGAUGGACAGGACCAGAUCCUGAACAGUCCCCGAAGCGGGCUUUAAACAUGGCCUUAAACAUGAGGCUUGCCGCUCAAAUGUGCCCACAGAUGACAGACAAGUAUUUUUUGUUAAGUUUCAGUGUUCAGACAAGUCUGCGUUUGUCGAUAUGAGGUGAAAGCGAAAGAGCUGGAGCUCUGGGAUGCCGGUAGUGUCACACUUUAGAUAGACAGAGUGCCAAGAAAGUAAUGAGAAAAGGUCACUGUGGUCAUAUCCUUUGGUGACAUUUUUUUUUUAUACUUCUACUUCUUUCUUUGGCACCACCAGCAAGACACUGAAAUGUUUCUCUAUGUCCUUUCUGGUCUCCAGAAUGGUCUGAAAAUGUCAAACAAUACUCCCCCUGCUGGAACAGAACAGACAUCGACAGAAAAUGAAAAAAAGAGGAUUGCAGUGCCGAUGAAGACUAGUAUUUAUAGACAGUUUGCAGGUUGCCAGUUGUGGUGGUGUUUAAAAGGGAAGGAUGUGCAAUGUAAACUGUCAUUGAGGCAUGGACGACAGGGUAGAAACGACAUGGCUUAAGUUAAACCAGGAGUCUCAACAUCCAGCCUCCAACCGAAACCUGGAGAUCAGCAGAUCGAGGGACAUGUCAAUCACUAUUUUAUAAUAUGGGCAUGAAAUGAGACAUGCAUAGUGGUGCUUGAGGGUCCUGAAGUCCAGCAUAGUGGUGAUUUUCCUGCUCUAACACAACUAUUAAACUGGGUAACUGGGUUAAAUCGGUGUCUUCGUGUCAGGGAAUCUACAAGCUGUGCUGGACUCCAGUUCCUCACCCUUCUACGACUCUAGUGGAAUAGCUCAAUAAAUCAUCUCAUUAUUACGUUAGCCAAAUGAGUCCAUAGGAAUCCAUAGGCCUGCUGUCAGUUCAGUCACACUAAUCAACCUCAAUCAAUCAGUCAUUGGUUAAACCAUGAAGCACGAGGUCCGGGUUUACUGAGGUCUGUCUUUUUUGGUGUCACGGUUAAGUUAUAAUGUUUUGCCAACUUGCUGAUUUUGUUGAGUGGCCAUUAUUUUGCCAUCCCAAGCAGAAAUGUUUUUGGUUUCUGGUUUAUCAGGUUUACCAAAUUUGUGGAAUAGACAUGCUAUGGUAGGCAGAAAUGACACAAUCUAUGCUAUGGUAGGCAGAAAUGACACAAUCUAUGCUAUGGUAGGCGGAAAUGCACACAGGCAUGGUUCCGAUAAGAAGAGAAAAGAUGAGGUUAAAUAUAACUGGUGUUAAACUUUAAGCAAAAAACAAAACAAAAAAACACAUCCAUCAGAUUUGUUUAAAGGGAGUUUGAGGCAACCAUCAAAAGGCUCCAUGCCAAAAACUGAAGAAAGCUAAAACACCAAAUUAACACAGACUAAAUCCUCGAGGAAAGACCUGAAGAAACAAACCAGCAAAGUUAAAAUUCUAACUUACAAUGUGGUGAUCUCUUGUUCCGUAAGAGUUUAAUUCAAAGCCUGUAGAGUGUGUGUGUGUGUGUGUGUGUGUGUGAGAGAGAGAGGUUCAGGUCUUGCCAAGAACCUGAGGCAUUUCAGUCUGUUUUGUUUUCCUAAAUCAUUAUGAAAGAAAAACUUGGCUGUCACAAAGGGGGCAUGAAACGAUGUGAGAACUUGCUGAGGAAAUCGUAUAUCGUUUUUGGGUGUCAGAAAAAGUCAAGGUCGUUCUGAGAGGAUCUGUGUUGUAACAUCACACUAAAAUAUCAUCUCCCAUUUA
Messenger RNA from Neoarius graeffei (lesser salmon catfish), 5687 nucleotides. RefSeq names its product sine oculis binding protein homolog (Drosophila) a (gene sobpa). The transcript is spliced from 8 exons. Gene Ontology annotation, cellular component: nucleus. The record is from RefSeq and is a predicted model, not a curated record. Gene Ontology annotation, biological process: animal organ development. The coding region runs from base 731 to 3514 and encodes 927 amino acids. Lineage: Eukaryota; Metazoa; Chordata; Actinopteri; Siluriformes; Ariidae.